This is a messenger RNA of Spodoptera exigua (beet armyworm), 6109 nucleotides long. The record is from the annotation of a GenBank genome assembly. NCBI's taxonomy places the organism in Eukaryota, Metazoa, Arthropoda, Insecta, Lepidoptera, Noctuidae.
AUGCACGGACAAUUGUUAACAUCCCGGGAUUGCCGUCAUCCCGGAGCGAUCCUGGCAAAUCCCGGGACGCUGUGGUUUAUGACCACUAUCCUGAUGCCCCAACUAGAUUUACUCUCUUGUUUGCUGAAAUUUAAUCUCAGUGACCGGCGAUGCACUGGACGGGUAGAAGUGUGGAGCGCGGGCGGCGGGGCCGGCGGUGGAGGUACAGCAUGCGGUAGCAGCGGCAUGGACUUGAAGCACGAGGUAGCGUACCGCGGCGUGCUGCCGGGCGCGGUCAAGGCCGAGCCAGGGGUCAGUCACAACGGGCACCAGGCCAACGGCCACGUGCGCGACUGGAUGGCUGGCGGCGCGGGCGCAGGCUCACCCUCCCCCGGCCCGCCGGUGCAGCCGCAGCCGAACGGGUAUUCCUCACCCCUGUCAUCAGGCAGCUACGGACCCUACAGCCCCAAUGGAAAAAUAGGUCGUGAGGAACUGUCUCCGGCUUCAAGUAUUAACGGCUGCAGUACGGAUGGCGAGGCGAGGCGGCAGAAGAAAGGCCCAGCACCGCGGCAACAAGAGGAGCUAUGUCUCGUCUGCGGCGACAGAGCCUCCGGAUAUCAUUACAAUGCGCUCACAUGUGAAGGGUGUAAAGGAUUCUUCAGGCGGAGCGUAACCAAAAAUGCAGUGUACAUAUGCAAGUUCGGGCACGCAUGUGAGAUGGAUAUGUAUAUGCGAAGAAAAUGUCAAGAGUGUCGGUUGAAGAAAUGUCUGGCGGUGGGCAUGAGGCCUGAGUGUGUGGUGCCAGAAAACCAGUGUGCAAUGAAAAGGAAAGAGAAAAAGGCACAAAGGGAAAAAGACAAGUUGCCAGUCAGUACAACGACAGUGGAUGAUCACAUGCCUCCCAUUAUGCAGUGUGAUCCACCGCCUCCAGAGGCCGCAAGAAUUCUGGAAUGUUUGCAGCACGAGGUGGUGCCACGAUUCCUGAAUGAAAAGCUAAUGGAACAGAACAGGCUCAAGAAUGUGCCCCCCCUCACUGCCAACCAGAAGUCCUUAAUAGCGAGGCUGGUCUGGUACCAAGAAGGCUAUGAACAGCCAUCAGAAGAGGAUCUAAAAAGAGUCACACAGACCUGGCAGUCGGAUGAAGACGAAGAAGAGUCGGACAUGCCGUUCCGUCAGAUCACCGAGAUGACGAUCCUCACAGUGCAGCUCAUUGUUGAAUUCGCUAAGGGCCUACCAGGCUUCGCAAAGAUCUCACAGUCGGAUCAGAUCACAUUAUUAAAGGCCUGUUCGAGUGAGGUGAUGAUGUUGCGAGUAGCUCGGCGGUACGACGCGGCGACAGACAGCGUGUUGUUCGCCAACAACCAGGCGUACACCCGCGACAACUACCGCAAGGCAGGCAUGGCCUACGUCAUCGAGGACCUGCUGCACUUCUGCCGGUGCAUGUACUCCAUGAUGAUGGAUAACGUCCACUAUGCACUGCUCACUGCCAUCGUCAUUUUCUCAGACCGACCCGGGCUUGAGCAACCCCUGUUGGUGGAGGAGAUCCAGAGAUAUUACCUGAACACGCUGCGGGUGUACAUCCUGAACCAGAACAGUGCGUCGCCGCGCUGCCCUGUCAUCUACGGCAAGAUCCUCGGCAUCCUGACGGAGCUGCGGACCCUGGGCAUGCAGAACUCCAACAUGUGCAUCUCACUCAAGCUGAAGAACAGGAAGCUGCCGCCGUUCCUCGAGGAGAUCUGGGACGUGGCGGACGUGUCCACCGCGGCCCCGUCGGCAGCCGUCGUGUCGGAAACCGCGGCGCUCUAGCCCCCGCGCCGCUCGCGGCCGCAGCGGCCCCAGCGGGCCCCCGGCCUCCCGAGGGCCCCCGGGCCCCGGCGGGGACCCGGCCACGUGUAGCCUGCGCCCGCCGCCCUCAGGAGAGAACGCUCAUAGACUGGCUAGUUUUAGUGAAGUGCACGGACACUGACGUCGGACGUGAUCAACCUAUUUAUAAGGACUGCGAAUUUUACCACUUAAGAGGGUACACCUGUACCCGAUUUCGUACGUAUUCGGUGACCGACGACGAUGAUGUGCGAGAGAUUAGUGAAUAUAUGUGUUGUUGAACGUUUGGAGAAUAUAUAUUAGUGUUGAUCGUUACGGGCCCGCGCCGCCGCCGGUCGGCAGCUCGACCGGCGCCCGCCGCGGCCCCAACUUUAUUUCGUUUUCGACUGGAUACUGAGUUGGUCACUCGGAUACGACUGUAUGAUAAGACUUCGUUCGAUAAGUACACCUCCUAAAUUACACAUACGUACAUACGUUACGAGAGUUAUUAGAGACAAAGUAAUAUAUGAAAAGAUGUUUCUAUUGGGUAAAAAGUUAUAUUAUGUUUAUUUACCAAAAUGUACAAUACGUCUGCCCCACUGGGGUGUCGACUGUGUUGUGUCGAGUAGUCUGCGACCACUUGGCUUACAGUACGGCCGACGUAUCUUGUCGAGUCUGAAGUUAGCCGUUUGUCUGCGCAAUGGAUCUUUUAGUAACAAAAUUGUGUACUGCGCAGCGGCUAACUUCAGACUCGCCAAGAUACGUUGACGGUAUUGUAUAUUAUAGUUGAUGUGAGGCGUGUUAUCGUGUCCUGUCGAUUUAGUUCCAAUUCAUGUUCCAUCGUCCUGUGCCCGCGUCCCUCGACUAAAUGACUAAUUAUAAUUUAUUGCUGUGAUUACAUUUAUGACAUGUUGAUCUACCGUAGGCUGAUGUAAGUGCGUCUUAUUACAAUACAAGCUGUGUGUCGUUGAUAGCUUCCACACAUGCAAGCCUCUAUUUACUUUCAGUGUUUAAUUGACAUGGACACUCGGCCCGCAAUAAUAUAAUAAUAAUCGAUGUACAUUCACCAUACUACGACUAAUAUCACACGACUUUAGUAUCUAAACGAUACACCAUACUGUUAACUCUUAAAACGUAGAUACUGAAGCCAGUAACAAUUCAAUGUCAGUGCAAUUUAAGGUUAUUUUCAUAAUCAUACAAUAAAUUAACUAGACGUACGUGAAAUAGUCUAUUUGUGUCACAUUACGCUUAAGUAUACGGAGACAGGUUCGGCUGAAUCCCAGUUAUUUGUUCUCCUUAGAUAUGAGUAUAAAGCCGAUCUACUUGUUAUGUGGACCUGCCAUUGCGUGCAUGUCCUAAGGCAGCUGUAACGUAGGUAUGGAAUAAUAACGGUAGAGCCUAAAAUUAAACAUUAAUCUUUGUAAGUAUUUAUUUUUAUUGUUUAGAUACAACAUUCCUUUACUUAAUUCUAUGUAUAUUAUAUGAAAGUACAAAAUGGCAGCUGAAUUACCUCUAUUCUAUGGCUUGAAUAUAAAAAGUAAUAGUGAAGUAGUGUCGAUUUGGCCGAGCUUACUCUAUGGGAACAAUAUUGGUGUAGUAGACACUAAAGUGUAUCAUGUUGGUAGAUGGCAUGCACGCAACGCGGUCCCGGCGACGCCGAGCCUGUCUGCCGGCGUCACAUACACUAAGAACCUCGUCGUAGCAAUAGCAACACAAUAUUACACACGUUCGACACCUAAAUACUGCCGUAAAGCGAUGACUCCUAUACGAAAUGCCUUAUUUCGCGUUACCUGUGUUGUGUACCUACAUCGUUGACGACAAAUCGUAGUAUAUAGAACAUAAAAUUAAUCGAUCUCAAUUACCGGUAAGCGUUUUUAAAGAAUACGUUAGACGUGUUUUCCGUUCUUGGCGUUUCGCGUCGUGUCGGUUCAUCCUUGUAUGCUUGUGUCGACGGCGCAUCGCUCGUUCAUACUUCUGUACAGCGUCCGUCUCGAAGCCUUCUGUUGUUCGCAAUAUUCAUAGUUAAACCACCAACGCCGCGUGUAACGUUCAUCUCCAUGUCACAGCUCGCGAGACCCGCGACCGAGCGAUACUUCACCAUCCAUUUAUCGAUAAAUAAGUAACGUAAGUGUCUGUUUGGUGCGUGUUGAAUGUGUCUUCUUUACAUGCCAUUAAGUGUGUUGUAUAUUUACAUAAUAACAUGUGUUUGGAGUUUUGGAAAUGCAUUUCUUAAUAUACGUAUAAAAUCAGUGUGAGACGAUCGGGCUUGCACCGCGGACCGCGCGCUAGGCCGCUUAAAACGAUCUUUUCGAUUAACAUUGUAUAAUUUUAUUGUAGCAUUAGGCGUUUCUAAAAUAGCAAACGAAGCACAAACGUCACUAGAGUGUCUUAAGUGUCUCUGGUGUAAUAGGGGCGUAUUGAUAACAAACACACUGCCAUUAUAAUCGUAUAAUUAUUGCAUGGUGCGAUCUUGUAUGCGUGUUAUAGCGGGUUUUCUAUUGAUGAAUAUGUUUCUGUUGUGAACUGUAGGUGAUAGGAAUGAACAUUCAUUGAAACUAGCGCUACGAUACGUUGCCUUAUGACUGAGGUGCACGACAAGCGAACCCGCGAGGGACCUUGAACACAGCGCGAGUGCCACCGCGGGCUCGGUCGUGAGUACGUUGCAUCUCAAGUUUGUGACAAAUAUAACUGCCAUUCGAUAAGUAAUUAUUAUACAUCAUUCGACGCGUAGUUUCAUAAAUAGCUUGUUAGAUUUCGGCUUCUGUCGGUGCACAGCCGGUCGUAUUUGAUACAUAUUAUUCAAUUUCGAAAUUGUAAUAGAUUUAUUAAGUAUGUAAUAAUCUCACAUGAGAAAGUAAUAAAUAAUGAGAUACCCUAAUAUAAUUUGUGUCUUAGCUGAUAAUGGAACAUUAGUAAGAUAAUAAGUUUAUAUCGCUUGACGAGUUUACGAGAUGAGAUGUAGUUGUGGGAGACGAUGCGACAGUUGCAAGCAGCGGGUGUGCGGGGAGACUGGACCGACUUCACAGCCGACGAGCUGAUACCUUCUUCAUGCCUUUUGAUCUAUACUUUAGUUGAUAUUGUUCGGAAGCACUGAGUAUUGUAGUGACCAAACGUGGCACGUCCAGUCUAAUAAAUAAUAUAUGGUGGAUUCGAUAUAAUCUACUGUGUCCAUUAAACUUUGUACAUAGGUACCUUUAGAUUCUAUUGUCAUAUGUUUGACAUAUGUACGUUUAAUUUUAUUCAUCUAAGAAAGUACAGAUGGCUGUUGUUAUUUUUAUAUUAUUUGGGUAGAAGUAUAUUUUUUGUAAAUGACCUCUGUAUUUAUCUUUUGUAAGCUUUGUAAGCCAUAGGGACUUAGAUAAGUGUACGAGCUACGAACAUUGUGAUUGCUAUUUACUUUGAAUUUGUAUUUACUGAGAUAUUUUUUGUUCUGCGUAUAUAUUCUUCGUUUCGACAGAUGUUUCUUAAUAAUUUGUUACUUCAGAGUGCAAUAUGUACAAAUAUUUACAUAUUAAAUAUAACGUGUACAGUCAUUUUUUUAGUUUUAAUGUGUCAACGCUAUUUGUUUCACUAUUCAUUCGUUGAAUGUACACUAGAAGGCAUAAUAAACGAUAUCACAAGUGAGUUGCAUCGCAACAUACACUCUCACUAUUGUGUUUUUCUAAUACUUAAGUGAUUAAUUUUAUAAUAGACGGACUAGGCGAUCUUUGUAUUUAAAUUUGCUAAUUUUUUGUAGCAGAUUAGAUUUGUUUACGUGGUUAAGAUGAAUAAUGUACAUUUUGAAUUGAUUUUAAAGUGAUUUAGUUGUUAUUUAGUAACGAAUUUUCUUAUUAGAUGUAACUGGCAGCCUUGUGGACUGGCUUGGAGUCCAUUGAUACCAGUGCGAUGUGUGCAAUGUCUAGUAAUACGUAGAGGCAGGGGCCGACCGCUGCCUCGCUGAGCCGACUCUGUCACAGUAUAGUGCCACGUCGAACGAUGGGAAGGCUGAUAUUACGAGAUAAGGGCCCAUUCCGUGUUCAUCGAAACACAAUAAUUUUGUAUAAUUAUUAUUUCUUCAAUCUAUUAGUCCGCAGUAACUAUUUUACUUUCCUCUUAAUACUUUGCCUUAGUAAAUCCUCUGUUAAUAAUACAUGGUUUAACAACAGUGGUGAAGCGAAUUAGAUAUAGGGAACAGACAUGACGACAUGUUAAAAUUUAGAGAAACAACUUUUAUAAAAGAUAAUAACUACAAAACAAAAACCAAGAAAGGUGUGUACAAAAUGAGGAAAUUUGUAUGAAACAUUGUUAAAUGCGAAUAAACUUACACCUCAAGAUAAAAUUAUAAAAAAUA